CUUUCUGUACCUUCUGUCGGUUGGUUCCACUGUUCAAAUCCACUGACAAGUCGUUCAUUCAGUUGAGUUGAGUCGUCAAAAUUUCAUAUAGCAGAAUUUUAAAGGGUUUGGUCGUUUGGAGUUGAACAUUUAAAUUUUAAAAGGAAAAUGUUGAGGCUGGAUGGCAAAGUUGUGCUUGUCACUGGAGCUGGCAAUGGUCUUGGAAAAGAAUAUGCACUAGCAUUUGCCGAAAGAGGAGCCAAAGUUGUAGUGAAUGACCUGGGUGGCAGUUCCAGUGGAGAGGGUCAAAGUUCACGGCCUGCAGAUGAAGUAGUCCAAGAGAUUAAAAGCAGUGGUGGAGAAGCUGUUGCCAAUUAUGAUUCAGUUGAAGCUGGUGGAAAGAUAAUAGAUUUUGUCAUUAAAACCUAUGGAAGGAUUGAUAUACUUGUCCAUAAUGCUGGCAUACUGCGGGACAAAUCAAUUGCUAAAAUGAAAGAUGAGGAUUGGGAUUUAGUCCACGGUGUCCAUUUAAGAAGUGUCUUUCUAAUAACGAGAGUAGCCUGGGCUUACAUGGUGAAACAGAAAUUUGGAAGAAUAGUUACAAUUUCAUCGUCGGCUGGCAUCUAUGGAAAUUUCGGUCAGGCCAACUAUUCAGCAGCCAAGAUGGGCGUCGUUGGACUUAUGCAAACCUUAGCUGUGGAGGGCAAGAAGUACAACAUAACGUGCAACUCUGUGGCGCCGAUUGCUGGGUCAAGGUUGACGAGGAGUGUCAUGCCUGACGAAAUGGUUGAUGGUUUGAAAGCCAAGUAUGUUGCACCGUUGAUACUCUGGUUGAGUCAUCCCGAGUGUAAAGAUUCAGGCUGCCUGUUUGAAUGCGGAGCUGGAUGGAUUGGUAAACUGAGAUGGGAAAGAAGUGCUGGCUAUGUUGUGAGGAAGCGAGGCUUGCCUAUGACACUUGAAGAUGUGAAGGAGAACUGGGAUAAGAUAUGUGAUUUCUCCGACUCUCACCAUCCAACCAACAUACAUGACGCAAAUGCGAAAUACUAUGCGACACUGGAGGUACUGGAUAACAAUGAUGAGUCUGCCAUUAAACUCAACAAAACAUCAUCAGCACCAUCGUCAUCUCAUGAUAUUGGAGAUAGUGAAGAGUUAGAGGGUUCAUUCACAUAUUCUGAUAAAGAUGUAAUCUUGUAUGCUCUCGGAGUUGGCGUAUCAACAAGUCAAGACGGCCACCUGAAGUUUCUGUUUGAACAGCACGAAGAAUUCUGCACGCUGCCCACCUUUGCAGUCAUUCCACCGAUGGAGCCUCUCUUACAGCUGGUCACUCGAUGCCAGAUCAACGGAACACCCAUCGACUUUACUCAGGUGUUGCAUGGAGAGCAAUAUGUGGAGUUGUUUGAGCCACUGCCAACGUCAGGCACCCUCCAAUCCAGGUCUCGUGUGGUUGAUAAGCUGGACAAGGGCAAAGGUGCUGCCCUCCUUGUUGACACGAAUUUGUAUAAGAAAGACGGAACCAAAGUUGCUUAUCAGCAGAAUGUCUUUUUUGUUAAUGGAAGCGGUGGAUUUGGAGGUCCCAGGACAUCAGAGAAAAUGAUUCCGGUGUUAAACUCGCCUGACAGAAAACCAGAUGCUAGUAUAGCUCAGAAAACUUGCAUAGAUCAGGCGGCAUUGUAUCGCCUGUCUGGGGAUCGAAAUCCUCUGCACAUCUCUCCUGUUUUUGCUUCACUGGCUGGAUUUGACACACCAAUCCUACAUGGCUUAUCUUCAUACGGAUUUGCAGUACGUCACGUGAUGAAACAGUACUGCAACGAUGACGUCAAGCUAUUUAAAUCUGCUAAGGUUCGCUUCUCAAGUCCCGUCUUUCCGGGUCAGACCAUCCAGACAGACAUGUGGAAGGAGGGAGAUAGGAUUUACUUCACUUGCAAGGACUUAGAGACAGGCAAGCAAUGUCUCACUGGUGGUUACGUCGACCUACAAACUCAGCCUACGACAAACAACGUCAAACUAGCCAGUCACAAGAUGUUCACAAAGAUGGAAGCAUACGUCAAGGCCAAUCCAGUCGUCAGUGGAUCAGUUAAUGCAUCAUACCUCUUCAAUGUCAAAAAGUUUGGCAAGCUUGAGGCUCAAUGGACUGCAAUAUUGAAAGGAGUCAGUCCAGUUUUCUCGGCAAGUCCACCGCAGAAAGGUGUUCAUGUUGACUGCACACUUACAGGCGAUGAUGAAGAUUUCGUUCUGUUGGUCAGCGGAAAGUUGAAUGGAGUAGAGAUAUUCAGAAGUGGUCGAAUAGCCGUGGAAGGCCAACAUAUGGUGGCCUACAAGCUCGGAGCUCUCUUUCAUAAUGUCCACAACACGAAGGCCAAGUUGUGAUAAGUGGAUCCAUCCACACGCCGAGUAUGGUUUAGCGCUACCGCAGUAAUUAAUCACAUCAAUGAUCAUCUGCCAACACUAUUAGAUGCUUUUUAUCACUGAAGCAAAUUACAUUUUGAGAUUAACCACAAAUUUGUUAUUGCUCUUUAAAAAAUUCCAUUCCACUACAUUUUAUGUUUAUUAUUAACAUUUCUGUUGACUGUUUAUGAUUGUAAAUCUGUUAUGGUUAAUGAAUUUGUUAAACUUUAAAUAAAAAAAAGCACUUUAUUUUAUAUAAACUACGAAAGAUUCCCAGUGAGAUAAUACCCACAUACAAAUAAAUCAAAUCCAUCCUCAUUUGCUUUAUUGAAAUUUUUAAUGCAUUUGCAACCAACAGAAAUGUUUGUGUGCUACAAAAUCCAAGAAAUAUAAACUAAAUCAGCUGUU
Molecule: messenger RNA, 2772 nt
Organism: Helobdella robusta
Lineage: Eukaryota; Metazoa; Annelida; Clitellata; Rhynchobdellida; Glossiphoniidae
Exons: 22
Coding region: 148-2346 (732 amino acids)
Molecular function (GO): oxidoreductase activity
Source: RefSeq, a predicted model, not a curated record